AUGUCGCUCACUUGCUUGCUGGAGCAGAAUACGCCUAGCGUCCACUUGCCGGCACCCAACUCUCACAUGUGGCUCCCCGAAGCUAGGCUGUUGUCUAGCGGCCACAACCCGGAAACCGCCUCGACCGGCGGGCUAAACCAGGUGAGGGUAUCCGUGUACACUCUGAGCACACGGUGUCGCGGACUGCGCUGGACGGUUGGUCGGAUGGAAUUCCGCGCCUGCACCGUCGAUACGAGGCUCCGUCUUGUGCACCGCAGGAAGCCACGAGCUUACCACGAUGAUCAGUCCUGACGCCGAAAGGGACAAAUUUUACGAGGACCUUCAUGCUCUCCUGGCGGCUGUGCCGUAGGUGGACAAGUUGAUUGUCGUUGGUGACUUCAACGCUCGCGUCGGCACAGACAAGGCUACCAGGAGUGGAGUGCUAGGUCCCCAUGGUCUCAACGAUUGCAAAGACAAUGGCCCUCUCCAUCUUCACACCUGCGCAGAACGCCGCCUCAUCCUGACGAACACCUUCUUCUGCCUGCGGAUGCGAAAGAAGGUCGCCUGGAUACAUCCCCGAUCGCGUCAGUGGCACCUGCUGGACCGUGUCCUAGUCCGGAGGCGAGACCAGCGGGAUGUGUUGGUGGCAAAGGCGAUUCCGAGUGCUGAUGGGUGGACCGAUCAUCGCCUCCUUAUAUCGAAGAUGCGGAUUCGCCUACAGUCUCGCAGGAGACCACAAGGUAAGCGACCCCCAGCUUAGCUGAAUAUUGCCUUGUUGUAUUUGCCUGCUCAACAUGUCGAUUUCAGCAACGAGCUAGCUCAACGGCUAGACAGCCUUUCAAUCGCUGCUGCUGCCGCCGCUGACGAGAACGCCUCAGUGGAGAACCGAUGGUAUCAACUGCGGGACACGGUCCACUCGACGGCGCUGGCCGUCCUCGGUCGUGCGCGCAGUCAAUACAAAGACUGUUUCGACGAUAACGCCGUCCUCAGCAACCUACUUGCUGAGAAAAACCGUCUGAACAAAGCCUACGUCGACCGCCCCACUGAUGACAACAGAGCUGCUUUCUACCGUAGUCGUUGCCUUGUACAACAGCGGCUGCGCGACAUGCAGGACACUUUUACGGCUCGCAAGGUCUAGGAGAUCCAAGGACACACGGACCGCAACGAAUGGAAGAAUUUCUUCUCCGCGAUCAAGGCUGCCUACGGUUCGCCAACCACAGACACUGCUCAGCUCCUCAGCGCCGACGGCGGUACCCUCCUCACUGAGAAGACACAAAUUUUACAGCGAUGGGCCGAGAACUUCCGAGGCGCCCUCAACCACCCCUCCACCAUCCCCGACGCCGCCAUCGCCCGUGUGCCGCAAGUGAAGACCAGCGUCGACCACGACCUCCCACCCUCUCUCCACGAAACCAUCAGGGUCGUUCAGCAGCUCUCCAGCGGGAAAGCGCCCGGAUCGGACGCGAUCCCUGCUGAGGUCUACAAGCGCGGUGGCCCCCAAAUCAUGGAUCACCUGACUGCGCUCUUCCAGGAGAUGUGGUGUCAAGGAGAAGUACCUCGGGAUUUCGAAGACGCCACAGUUGGGCAUCUAUACAAGCGGAAAUGAAACUGCAAGCUCUGCGACAACCAUCGAGGAAUCUCCUUGCUGAAAAUAGCCGGGAAAAUCUUCGUUCGCAUCCCACUCAGCCGUCUAAACCACCAUCUGGCACAAGGUCUACUGCCGAAAAAUCAAUGCGGAUCCCGUCGUCAUCGUGAGACCACGGACAUGAUCUUCGUCGCCCCUCAACUUCAGGAGAAGUGUAAGGAGAUGCGGACCCACCUGUACUCUACCUUCGUGGACAUGAAGAAAGCCUCCGACACGGUGAAUCGUGAAGGACUGUGGAAGAUCAUGCAGAAAUUCGGCUGUCCAGAGCGAUUCACUCAGAUGGUACGUCAGCUCCACGAUAGCAUGAGGUCACGCGUCACGGACAACGGGGCUGUCUCAGAGGUAUUCAGAGUGACCGACGGAGUGAAACAGGGCUGCGUGCUGGCGCCUACCCUCUUCAGUCUAAUGUUCUCUGCCAUGCUGAUGGACGCCUACCGCGACGAACUCCCCGGGAUCCGCAUCGCCUACAGGACGGGCGGUCACCUCCUGAAUCAACGGCGGGUGCACUUCCAAUCGCGAGUAUCCACAACCACCGUCCACGAACUUCGCCGACGACUGUGCUCUGAACACCACCUCGGAAGAGGAGAUGCAACGCAGCAUGGACCUGUUCUCCUCCGCCUGCGAUAA
Molecule: messenger RNA, 2248 nt
Organism: Spirometra erinaceieuropaei
Lineage: Eukaryota; Metazoa; Platyhelminthes; Cestoda; Diphyllobothriidea; Diphyllobothriidae
Source: the annotation of a GenBank genome assembly